GUCAAAGGGCAUUUUUGUGUCAUGUCGAAGUUCAAGUUUUGAUAACGAAGUAGUAGUCUCUCAUGUAGUAGUAGCAUUACUACCAGUACCAUGGCAUCUAAAGAUGCCAUUCUCAAGGUUUGGAAUUUCAUAAGCAAAGGCCGAGGAUUCGACCGUGUUAUGAAAGAUAUUCGCAUCUUAUCUGCAGGCGAGGGAAGGUGUAGCAUAGAGUUCGCAGGUAACGAGGAUGUGACAAACAAAGGCGGAUCUCAUGGUGGUUACACAGCAACCCUGGUUGACAAUGUUACGACUCUUGCCGUUAAUGACAACGGGCAACGCGUACCUGGUGUCAGUGUUAAUAUGUCUAUCACGUAUAUGAAGGCUGCUCAAAUGAAUGAAACACUUCUAGCAGAUGCGGAGGUCAAAAAAGUUGGCAAGACAUUAGCCUUUACUGAUGCAACUCUCAGACGGAAAUCAGACAGUUCUAUUAUAGCCCAUGGAACCCAUACGAAGUUUGUAGGUGGAGCAUGAGGGCAGGUUGGGGUAAUUCAUUGUUAAAUAAUUUUUAUAUUAUGUUAAAAGUGUGCAAUUUUAAAACAAUAAGAAGAAUACAUGCUGAUCACUGAAGCGUAUAUUAUUGCUUAACUUGUUCAUGUUGGAAGAGUUAUUUAAUAACAAUAAAUCUGUACACAACUGUACAUGUAAAGCAA
Messenger RNA from Priapulus caudatus, 689 nucleotides. RefSeq names its product acyl-coenzyme A thioesterase 13-like. Gene Ontology annotation, molecular function: fatty acyl-CoA hydrolase activity. Lineage: Eukaryota; Metazoa; Priapulida; Priapulimorpha; Priapulimorphida; Priapulidae. The record is from RefSeq and is a predicted model, not a curated record.